Messenger RNA from Archocentrus centrarchus (flier cichlid), 1300 nucleotides. Its product is annotated as apolipoprotein A-I-like. NCBI's taxonomy places the organism in Eukaryota, Metazoa, Chordata, Actinopteri, Cichliformes, Cichlidae. The transcript is spliced from 5 exons. Gene Ontology annotation, molecular function: cholesterol transfer activity; phospholipid binding; phosphatidylcholine-sterol O-acyltransferase activator activity. Gene Ontology annotation, cellular component: low-density lipoprotein particle; extracellular vesicle; chylomicron. The coding region runs from base 337 to 1080 and encodes 247 amino acids. Gene Ontology annotation, biological process: cholesterol metabolic process; acylglycerol homeostasis; cholesterol efflux. The record is from RefSeq and is a predicted model, not a curated record.
CCACCCCCCUUUCUUAGAGUCUGACUGAAUUCACCUGUUCCCCGUUACCCCUGAUUUCCUGGACUUCCUCAGGAACAUACCAGACUGAAUAUCUACAAUGCUGAUCCCAUUAGGCUGAGCUGAUGCUGAGUUUCCAUUCAGUGCCGACCCACAAAUGUUAGCAUGCACCUUCAGGGCUAAUGUAAGUGCUGUCAGCAUGUAAAAUAAAAUAAGCUGAACGCAGCCUAAAGGUAGUCCAGUGGAAAUGUCAUCCCUGACUCUCUGUUAACGCUGUGAUGUGGACGCAGCAGUGACAGCACAGCACUCAGUGCUGGACUUUACUCCUGCUUCCUCCACAUGACCAGCUGUCCGUAUAUACUCAGUCCUGAGCGCACACACAGCAAUCAGCAGCUGACAGACAGAACAGGAAGCACAGCAGCUGCAGUGUCAGAGAUGAAGGUCCUCGUGGUGCUCGUCCUCGCUGUUUUCACCGCAGGUUGCAAUGCCAACAUCAUGUGGCACGAGCAGCCCAAACAGCAGGCCGACAUGGUGAAAGAUGCUUUCUGGGACUAUGUUGCAAAGGCGACCGCGACUGCUGAGGAGUCCCUGAAGAAGAUCAGAGAGUCCCAGCUGGGACAGGAAAUGACCACCCUCAUCGCAACAGGCACUGACACCAUCAACACCUUCACCAACACCAUGCACUCUAAGGUGGCUCCUCUGGCCCAGGGCCUCAUGUCUAAGUUUUCCCAGGAGGCAGAGCAGCUGAAGGCCGGUCUAGAGAAGGAUCUGGCAGUCAUCAGGACCCGCCUGCAGCCCUAUACCGAGGAACUGAUGGCCAAGAUGGAGGAGCUGAAGAAGGACACUGCCCCCUACACUGAGGACCCAGAGGCCUUGAAGGCCGUCCUGCAGCAGAAGAGCCAGGAGCUGAAGAGGCAGUUGGAGCAGAAAAUGAACCGGCUGCAGGCCCAGAUGGUUCCCUACACCGAGGAGAUCAAGGAGAAGAUGCAGGAGAGCCUGGAGGAGUUUCAGAGGAGCCUUGAGACCCAGAUGACUCAGGUGACCCAGAGGAUCAGAGGUCUGAUCUAUGAACGUCCUUCAUAAAACUGACCCAAUAAAUGGACUAGAAUCAUUUCUGCUGUCUCGUCAUCAGUGGUUGCUGCAAAGUCAGGCUGGAUUUUAAUGACUGGAUAGAAAACAUGAUACCUCAUUUUCAAGAUUUUACAUCUGUGAAAGAGCCUCUCAGAGCUCUGAGAUCUCUUACAUGUUACGUUUUACCACUAAAAGUGUUAUCGGAAAAACAACAAUAAACGCAUUCAAUGAA